AUGAUCAGGCCUAUUUGGCGUGGCAGCAGCGUAAACGUAUCGCUGUACCGUUGUGGCACGCGUGGGUUGCAGCGGCGGCUGAGCGACCCGAGCGCGAACAUCGCGCGGUUCGUGCGCGGCGGGUGGCGCGCGCGCGACCCCGCCGACCACAGCCGCUCCGAGAACGACGGCCUCGACUCGCUCGUCGACGGCCUGGCCGAGGUGGAGGCGGGCGACCUCCGCGACGCGCGGCGCGGCUCUCAGGCUUCCUCCGCGCGGUGGGGCUGCUGCGCGGGGGGUGCGGGGGGCGCGGGGGGCGGCUGCCGAAUGCGCGAGGUGUACGCGCGCGAGGAGCGCGACACCGAAACGCCGGCCUGCCUGCGCGAGGUGGCGCCGCGCUGCCGGCCCGCGCGCCGCGCCGCGCCCGCGCCGCCGCCCCUGCGCCCCCUGCCUGGGCGGCCCCCCGCGCGGCCCGCGCCGCUCGGGGCCCGCCGUGCGCGGCACCGAGGAGCACGCCGCGGCGGCGGCGGGUGCGGGGGCGAAGGCGGCGGGCGCGGGGGCGGGGGGGCGGCGGAGGCGGGGGCGAGCUGGAGCGGCGGCGCGCGCGCGUACGUGACGCUGCCGCGGCGCCAGCGCGGCGUGGCGGCGGCGCUGUUCCGGCGCACGCGCCUGCCGCCGCGCCGCACCACGGCCGACGGCACCGACAUCUACUACUGGUGCGAGCUGCCGCCGCGCGCCGCCCACGAGCUCGACGACGGCGCCUACAACCCGCUGUGGGCGAUGCGCGGCUUCACGCAGACCUUCCACCUGUGGAAGGAGGGCAAGCGCCAGCAGUCGGCGCCGCUCAACGCCUACCUCACCUACGUCACGCUGCCCUGGUGGAGCAUCGCCAAAGACAUCCUGGACCACCGCGAGGAGCCCGUCCUGACCUUC
Iphiclides podalirius (scarce swallowtail) is the source of this 912-nucleotide messenger RNA. The record is from the annotation of a GenBank genome assembly. NCBI's taxonomy places the organism in Eukaryota, Metazoa, Arthropoda, Insecta, Lepidoptera, Papilionidae.